UUAAUGACUAGCGUCGAAUAACGACUGUUUAUCUCUAUUGGUAGUGAAGAGUGUAACGCGACGUGUGUUUGAGAGAUAAAAGUGUGACUUCUUAUCAACGUUAUCGGUUGACUCUUGGCGUGGCCAUUCUCCGGAUCCACGCACCUCGCAGUCACGCGUAAAAAGAGUAAGAUACUUGAUAUACGUUCCUGCAAGCCUGCUAAUAAUAACUAAAAAACAAUGGCAUCGGCUUUGGCAUUUUUCGCGAUCCUCUUCGUCCUUUUCGUCGGUUUUAGCCAGCCAACUUGCGGGCAGGAAGAAUACGGCACUGCGAAAAUUGGGGAAAACUGCGAACGGGACUAUCAUUGCAUCAAGAAUGCUUUUUGCCUAGCCCAAAGCACCUGCCGAUGUGAACCCCGUUAUCUACCUGUUCCGGACUUCAGCGCCUGCAUUCCUACCAUCGGUCUCCAUUGCAGUAGCGAUACAAACUGCACAGGAAUGUCGAAUGCGGAGUGCAAGCAGAAUGUUUGCGCUUGUAAGGAAACCUUCACGGUUGACAUCACGAACUCCUCCAAUUGCCUUGCAAGGCCCGUAGCCGAAAAGGAUCGUUGCCAAAGGAAUGACGAUUGCACAGAUUCUCUGCAGCGUGCUCUGUGCAUAAAUGGUCUUUGCCAAUGCUUGACUAGCCAUCAUUUCACCCUGACGACCGGAACCUGCGUCAAAUCUGCAGGUUUAUUGGAAACGUGCGAGGCGGAUUAUCAGUGCUUUUCGCCUGAUGUAGCUGAUCCAGAUUUGUUCGAGUGCAGAGAUCGACUUUGUAGAUGCAGGCCUGGAAAGUCAUCGAAAUAUUGCAGCGGAGCCUCGAGCAAUUCUGCAACAAUGCUUGCGGUGGUAUUUUUGUUCUUUGCAAAAUGUCUCACGUAAUUAAUAUUUCUUGUUUUACUGUAAUUUUCUACUUUCGCACCCUGAUGGAGAGCGUCGAAAAUUG
Molecule: messenger RNA, 967 nt
Organism: Diprion similis
Lineage: Eukaryota; Metazoa; Arthropoda; Insecta; Hymenoptera; Diprionidae
Product: prion-like-(Q/N-rich) domain-bearing protein 25
Exons: 6
Coding region: 220-903 (227 amino acids)
Source: RefSeq, a predicted model, not a curated record